CUAAUGGAUUGCCCAUUCUACAACACAAUACGUCCAAUCUGCAACUUCUUGAGUGCCGUGGUAUCUACAACGAUUUUGAUAAAUGCUUGUCACUACUGUAGCAUUCAGAAAAUCGAAUUGAUCAAAAAUAUUGAAAAGCUCACGUUCUGGGCUGGCGACAAUGAAAAGCUACACUUUGCCAAACAGGAACUCUUAAGCCAGAUAAAUAAUCUCGACAUCAGUAUUAGUGGCAAAGGAUUCUUCAUCAUCGAUCGUCAAUUUUUAGCUGGAAUGGCUGCCGCUUGUUGCACUUACAUCAUUAUUUUCAUACAGUUCUAUUUAUCUGGAAAAUGAAAAUAUUACUAUGCGUGUAUUGAUGUGAAAAAUAUUAAUAUUUUUUUUAAUUGUGAC
This is a messenger RNA of Contarinia nasturtii (swede midge), 390 nucleotides long. RefSeq lists its product as uncharacterized. The transcript has 4 exons. The record is from RefSeq and is a predicted model, not a curated record. Gene Ontology annotation, biological process: sensory perception of taste. NCBI's taxonomy places the organism in Eukaryota, Metazoa, Arthropoda, Insecta, Diptera, Cecidomyiidae. Gene Ontology annotation, cellular component: membrane. The coding region runs from base 4 to 333 and encodes 109 amino acids.